AUGACAGAAGAAAAGAAGGUUGUUAUGUCCGCAGAAGAGCUCUGGGCUUAUAAUGAUGCAAACGAGUUUGAUAAGUUCCGUGGUCAGGAUGUUGAAAGAACAGAAUUUGAUCAUAAAGCUGCAAAUGAUUUCAAAUUCUUCGCUGAAGCACUAUCAAACUCUAAGACACUCGAUGGAAAUGUCGUUCAUCAUUACAACGGCGACAAAGAGUACUCCGACGAUGACGAUCCACAGUUCUUUGACAUUGUUCAGAAAACAAAUUAA
Messenger RNA from Trichomonas vaginalis G3, 264 nucleotides. RefSeq lists its product as uncharacterized. NCBI's taxonomy places the organism in Eukaryota, Parabasalia, Trichomonadida, Trichomonadidae. The record is from RefSeq and is a predicted model, not a curated record. The transcript has a single exon. The coding region runs from base 1 to 264 and encodes 87 amino acids.